GCAGAGAGCACGGCCUUUGCUUCGUCAGCGAGUCUUCUACUUUGGCUUUAUCUGUUUCUUUCCUUCUCUGCGAAGGACAUCGUCGAGCGGCGAUCGGAGAAUCGAAGGAGAAAUCGAAGGGCUGUAUAGAGGAUGAAGGUUUUCGUGAAGACGUUGAAGGGAACCCACUUCGAGAUCGAAGUUAAACCUGAAGAUACGGUGACCGACGUUAAGAAAAAUAUAGAGACAGUGCAGGGAUCGGAUGUUUACCCUGCUGAACAGCUGAUGGUUAUUCAUCAGGGGAAAGUUCUUAAAGAUACUACAACGCUCGAGGAAAACAAAGUUGCUGAAAACAGCUUUAUUGUUGUUAUGCUAAACAAGAAUAAGGUCUCGUCAACUGGAGCCUCAACUGCAGCAGCUGCAUCUACGACUCAGGCUCCACCAAGUUCUGCUCCUCCCACAGCGACACAACCAUCAGUUCCAGCUCCUGCUCCUGCUCCUGCUCCAGCUCCUGCUCCUGCUCCUGCUCCUGCUCCUGCUCCUGCUGUCACAUCGACACAGACAGCCCCUGAACCUGCUCCUGCUGCUGUUCCCCCAGUUUCUUCAGAUGCAGAUGUCUAUGGCCAAGCAGCUUCAAACCUUGUCGCAGGAAGUAAUUUAGAGUCUACCGUUCAACAGAUUAUUGAUAUGGGUGGAGGAAGUUGGGAUCGGGACACUGUUAUUCGUGCUCUACGUGCUGCAUUUAACAAUCCCGAAAGAGCUGUUGAAUAUCUAUAUUCUGGCAUACCUGAGCAAGCUGAAGCUCAACCAGUAGCUCGAGCUCCUGCCAGUGCACCGGCAGCGAGUCCUCUGGCCCAGGCUCAACAACCAGCAGCAGCACCUACGAGUGGUGCACCUGCUAGUGUUGGACUUGCUAGUGGUCCCAAUGCAAACCCCCUAGAUUUAUUCCCGCAGGGACUUCCAAAUAUGGGUACAAAUGCAAGUGCGGGCACCUUGGAUUUCCUUCGCAACAGUCAACAGUUUCAAGCAUUGCGAGCUAUGGUGCAAGCAAACCCGCAAAUCUUGCAGCCUACACUUCAGGAGCUUGGCAGGCAGAAUCCACAUCUGAUGCGGCUUAUUCAAGAGCAUCAGGCAGAUUUCUUACGACUGAUAAAUGAACCUGUUGGGGAAGGCAAUAUAUUGGGUCAGUUGGAGUCAGCAAUGCCACAGGCAGUGACUGUCACCCCUGAGGAGCGAGAGGCAAUUGAACGACUUGAAGCUAUGGGUUUUGAGCGUGCAUUAGUGUUGGAGGUGUUCUUUGCUUGCAACAAGAAUGAAGAGCUGGCAGCCAACUAUCUAUUAGAUCACAUGCACGAGUUUGAGGAAUGAUCAAAGCGUCUUAUCUGGUUUUUCUUGGCUUUUCCUCCUCUAGUUUCCUUCUCGUCUCUCGACUUUCUCCUCAACUUGGGUGAAUUUUUAGUUAUAUGAUCACUCCCCCCUGUUAUCCCAGCAAUCUGUCUUGUGGAGUUUGGAGCAGAUUGUCAAGAAGCUCGUGUCAUUAGAUUUCUCCUCUUUAUGCUUUAAUCUAUCUGUCUAGAUGUUGAUCACUAUAUAUACGUGAAUCCUUUAUUGGAAUAUUAUAUUCAUGGCUUCUUUUCCCUCUA
Molecule: messenger RNA, 1622 nt
Organism: Tripterygium wilfordii
Lineage: Eukaryota; Viridiplantae; Streptophyta; Magnoliopsida; Celastrales; Celastraceae
Product: ubiquitin receptor RAD23c-like
Exons: 12
Coding region: 133-1347 (404 amino acids)
Biological process (GO): nucleotide-excision repair; proteasome-mediated ubiquitin-dependent protein catabolic process
Cellular component (GO): cytosol; nucleoplasm
Molecular function (GO): damaged DNA binding; proteasome binding; polyubiquitin modification-dependent protein binding
Source: RefSeq, a predicted model, not a curated record